AUGGGUCCUCAAUUGGCAAUCCAGGUGAUGCAGGCUGUGGUUCAAGGAAAAGUUAUUCUAACUGAAGCAAAAUUUAUUGGCACUGCCUCUAAUUUUCAAGCUGAAGUUGAAGCUCUCCUGAGAGGUAUGCAACUUUGCCAAAGCCUUAGAUUUACUCAAAUUGAAGCAGAAACGGAUUCGAAAACUGUAGUCAACAUCCUAGCGAAUCCAACAAGUUGGCCAUGGCGAUCAAAGCAUUCUCUCAAAAAAAUAUGGCUUUUGGCACAAAAUAUAAAAGUCACCGUUCGGCAUGUGUAUAGAGAAACAAACACAGUAGCAAAUGAUCUCGCUAAACUCGCAAGUUCGCUCUGA
Messenger RNA from Oldenlandia corymbosa var. corymbosa, 351 nucleotides. The record is from the annotation of a GenBank genome assembly. NCBI's taxonomy places the organism in Eukaryota, Viridiplantae, Streptophyta, Magnoliopsida, Gentianales, Rubiaceae.